CUGCCACUCAGCAGCGAAAAUGCCCGAAGAUUGCUGCCGCUGCUGCUGCUGCUGCUGCGGAGACAAGGGCAGCAGGGCUGGGUAGGGUCUGGCCUGAGUGCGCAGUGGAUGCUGAGAGAGACAAAAAAAGCAACAUUGCAAUCGUUAUGGGUGUCUUACUGAGAUGCAGUCUCCACACUUUCACGGAUGCAUGCUUUAUCAUCAUCAUCUCAAGCCUCUCCAUGUUGUGUGAUAGCAGUCUGCUGAGGCCAAAAACAAGCUCUGGCUAUCUUGCAGCAUCUCUAGCGUAGACAAAUUGUUGCACCAAAUGCAACGUUUUCUCACCUCGGCCCGCGUCGUCUGGUGCAGAUUCCUGAUCAGCCUCCAUCAUCAGUAAUUCUGCAGGGAAGCACCAUGCUCACCAGUAUCACCGAAGGCAUACUGUGCUGCCUGACUGGGAAGGCUGCCAGUCUGGUCUUGCCCCUGGAGUCGUCAGAGCCCUCUGAUGGUUUUGAGUUUGUGGAAGUGAAACCUGGGAGGGUCCUGCGGGUGCGGCACAUCGUCCCCGAGCGUCAGCCUGUAGUAACGGAAGAGCAACUUGCGGGCAAGGAGAAGAUGGAUGGCGAUGAUGACGACGGCUCUCCUGAGGAUCAGGAUGAGAGCAGCACCGGAAGCAGUGUCCACUGCAAAAGGAAGAUCACAGUCUACCGCAACGGCCAGCUGGUGAUUGAGAACCUCGGUGAUGUGUUGCACUCUGAGAUCCUGCAGUGUCAGGACGGGGAUCUGGAGCCGUGCAGCACAGUCGAGGUGGAGCUGGCAGACUACAAAGAAAUGCCCUCUUCUCCAGACCCCAACCCCAUUCCUCCUCCAGUUCCUCCAUCCAUUGGGGAACAGAAACCGGCUCCACCUCCACGCCGGCGCCGGCGCAAGCCAAAGCGUACAGUGCAAAUCGACUCAAAGAGGGUGAUCUCAAGCUGCAAGGGGACGCACUCGGACGUAGCGCUGUUCUUCGUGCAUGGUGUGGGAGGUUCUCUGGACAUUUGGAGCAGCCAGCUGGACUUCUUCUCUAGGCUGGGUUAUGAGGUCAUAGCCCCCGACCUGGCGGGGCAUGGAGCUAGCAUCACUCCACAGAUUGCAGCAGCUUAUACUUUUUACGCCCUUGCAGAGGACCUUCGUGCCAUCUUUAAGAGAUAUGCUCGGAAACGCAACAUUCUCAUCGGCCACUCUUAUGGUGUGUCAUUUUGCACCUUCCUGGCCCACGAAUAUCCCGAUCUGGUCCAUAAAGUGGUUAUGAUCAAUGGAGGGGGUCCCACAGCUCUGGAGCCCAGCCUGUGCUCCAUCUUCCAGCUGCCGUCCUGUGUCCUACACUGUCUGUCACCCUGUCUAGCCUGGAGCUUCCUCAAAGCUGGAUUUGCCCGUCAGGGUGCCAAAGAAAAGCAGCUGUUGAAGCAGGGCAAUGCCUUCAAUGUGUCUCCGUUUGUCCUGCGAGCCAUGAUGAGCGGCCAGUACUGGCCUGAGGGGGAUGAGGUCUACCACGCCGAGCUCACUGUGCCCAUCCUUCUGGUUCAUGGCCUGUGCGACAAGUUUGUGCCCAUGGAUGAGGACCAGCGGAUGGCAGAGAUCCUUCUGUUUGCAUUCCUAAAAGUCAUCGAGGAAGGAAGUCACAUGGUCAUGAUGGAGUGCCCUGACACUGUCAACACCCUUCUCCACGAGUUCUUUCUAUGGGAGCCCGACAUGUCCAGAAAAGACAGCAGCAAGACAGCAGACACAGCUCUCAGUGACACUCUCCACACGCUGAGAAUCAAUAAAGCUAUGGACAAAUAACCACGCAGGAGUUUAGUUUUGUUACCAAGUAGAAGGCCUUUUUUGGCAUGUGUUCUUAAGGCUGCUCCCAGGCUGAGAGCUGUUAUAAGCAGGGCCACAUCUUCAGGAUGCAGACGGCCACUGGUGCUCCAAGAUAAAGCAGGACUUAGGCAUGGUGUCGACCAGGGAAUGAUGGAACGGACAUAAAGACGAGAGGAAUGGAUGCAAAUACACAGUCAGUUUGUGCUUCGCUUUUUGAUACCAGUUUGUGCUCCAUCGCGUCACGUUUGCAAAACGACACAACACCUGGAGGACUAUGUCCAUUCGUGAUUUGUUCAUGAAACGUAUCUGGCGAAGAACUGACUACCACAAGAUGCAAAAUCCAUGAAAUGGUGUGUGAAUUGCCUCAACUUUAUCUUAGAUAUUCUGUAAAGUACCGCAGAGCUUCUGUUCUGCCUUUACAAAUUGGUUAUUACGUACGGUAGGCCCAUUGUACUUCUGCUCUCAGUGGGAGGACUGGCGAAAUUAAGGAACUACAGAUCUGAUUCGCCAGUACGAUGGUGAAGGACACCUUACGUGUUGAUGAUAAUAGUUUAUUAUCAAAUACGGACUGACUAGUAGGUUAUGGGUUAAAAAUCCUAAAUAUAUAUCGAUGUACAUGCAAUAUGUAAUUAUUAAUUACACCACAUGCAUACAUGAAUGACAUUAUGCCGUAGGAGAAACAUGGAGAUCCACUGUGUAUCUGCAAUCCAGCCACUACAAUGUGCAGUGUACACCAUCUCAAACAUAAAGACUCACAAUCACAGCUACUGUCGAUAUAAUUGGCUCAUCUCUUUCCAAAGUACAGAAACAUAUUUUCCAUAUAUUGAACUCUAAUAUAAAAUCUAAACCCAGAAAGCUACGUGUGUCUAUGUCAAGCACAAUAUAACCAAUUCAUCGAUUUCAUAGCUGCAUGAAAAUUAAGUAAUAUUCAACGAGAGGUUCAUUUUGCAAGAACAAACUAAAAUGGAUGCCAGAAGGUUCUCCUCCUUUAUUCUAGCAGCCAUUUCUGCAGUAGUAUAUAAUAUCCUAAGGAUACAAAGUACCGAGGCCUUGCAUGAGUCCAGAAUAUGAAAAGGUGUGAGAGUUGUGUCAGACAAUGUAUUCUCAUAUUGAAAAAUCCCCCUGUGCACUUCUCUCUAAUCAAAUGAGUGUUCCUUCUAAUGUGUAAGUAUUAUUUUUGCCUUUAUUUUGAAAUAACAGCAACUGCCAUAACAAACUGUGGUUGUACCGACCGCUUUGAGCUGCUGAGUGUGUUCCCCUACUACUCUCCAGUCCACCCUAUUUAUCUAAUAGUGUCAGACAGAAAGAAGGAGCGAAACACGAUGCUCGCUGAAAGACAUUCAUUCAUGGGUGCUGCUUUGUCUCAUAGUGGGACAGUAAGGUGCGGGUAAAAGCACAGUCUAAUAUGCUCCCUGACAGUGCGUCUCUGUUAGUUGGUGAACUGUUUUGAGAAGCAAAUGGUGGUGGAUUUGAGACUGGGUGUCCAAAGCUUAAAAUCAAAUAUGAGUCAGCCAAAGGAGGGACGUUUGUACAGACUACGCUGGUCUGUUAUGCAUUUUGACAGAAUGCUGAUACAACAUGGCUGGUCUUAUGCAACUGGAUCAAAACAGAGAGAAACAGACUGGAACUAAACCGACUUGGCACUGACAUCUGAAAAAUAUUAUAUAUUCUCUAUGGACUUUCCAAAAACCAACAAGUGCUGCUGAUGCAACGUACUGUACGUCUCCUUUGGUGUAAAAGGUCAGUAAAACUGUAUGGACUACAGGGUGCACAUGUACUUCCUCUUAUAAAAGUGUGCAUAUACAAAUUGUCAGUGCUCAUAUGUGCUAUAUCUUUUUGUGGUUAACAAAAUGUGUUAAUGUUAUUGUUGCAUUUAUUCAUGGGAAUCAUAUGCACUGCCUGAAUGUAGAUGCAUAUAACAUUAUAUAGCCUAUCGAAACCGUUGGAUUCAGUGUAUGAAUGUGCCUUUCCUGGCAUGAAAUAAAAACCGAUGUUCA
Molecule: messenger RNA, 3821 nt
Organism: Epinephelus fuscoguttatus (brown-marbled grouper)
Lineage: Eukaryota; Metazoa; Chordata; Actinopteri; Perciformes; Serranidae
Gene: abhd8a
Product: abhydrolase domain containing 8a
Exons: 5
Coding region: 394-1803 (469 amino acids)
Molecular function (GO): catalytic activity
Source: RefSeq, a predicted model, not a curated record